Sorex fumeus (smoky shrew) is the source of this 1965-nucleotide messenger RNA. It is a transcript of the gene TGFB1, whose product is annotated as transforming growth factor beta 1. Gene Ontology annotation, cellular component: extracellular region. The record is from RefSeq and is a predicted model, not a curated record. The coding region runs from base 708 to 1877 and encodes 389 amino acids. Lineage: Eukaryota; Metazoa; Chordata; Mammalia; Eulipotyphla; Soricidae. The transcript is spliced from 7 exons. Gene Ontology annotation, molecular function: type II transforming growth factor beta receptor binding; type III transforming growth factor beta receptor binding; growth factor activity. Gene Ontology annotation, biological process: regulation of cell population proliferation; transforming growth factor beta receptor signaling pathway; SMAD protein signal transduction.
GCCGCCACCGCAGCCCCGCGCGCCCGGCCCGGCCCCAGCGCGCCCCCCUCCCGCCGCGGAUCCGCCGGACAGCGCGGCCCCCCCCGAGCGGGGGGCAGGGGGGACGCCCCCCCCCGGGGCACCCCCCGGCUCGGAGCCUCGGCCGGCAGCGGAGGAAGGAGCCGCCGCGCCGCCGCCGCAGCCCGAGGCCGCCCCCGCCGCGGGAGGAGGAGCGGGAGGAGGGACGCGCCGGGAGCGCAGGGGAAAAGUUGGGAGACUUUUCCGCCGCCGGGAGCCCGGGGCGCGGGGACCGCUGGGCCCGGCGCUGCCCCGCGAGGCGGCAGGACGCGGGGAGCCCGGCUCGCCCUCUCGCACGCACGGCGCCGCGGAUUCCCGCCGGCCCCCCGGCCCCCCGGCCCAGCCCUCGGGCGCGCCCCCACCCCACCGGCCUCUCUCCGGAGCUCUCUGGGCUGCCGCUGCUGCUGCACCGCACGGGCGCCGGGACCCCGCAGACCUGCGUCCGCGCCCCUCUCCAAGACCACCCACCUCUGGCGCCCGAGCUCGCGCGCACCCCUCGGGGUACCGAGACACCCACCCGCUCCACUCGCCCCCCUAGACCCUCCUCCCUUCCCUCGGGAGACCCCCAGCCCCAGCCCCUGCAGGGGCGGGGCCGCCCUUUCCCACCCCAGCCCGCCCUCCCCGCGGGGCCGGGGGGCGCCGCCUCCCCCAUGCCGCCCUCCUGGCUGCGGCUGCUGCCGCUGCUGCCGCUGCUGCGGCUACUCGUGCUGACGCCUGGCCGGCCGGCCGCCGGACUGUCCACCUGCAAGACCAUCGACAUGGAGCUGGUGAAGCGGAAGCGCAUCGAGGCCAUCCGCGGGCAGAUCCUGUCGAAGCUGCGGCUCGCCAGCCCCCCGAGCCAGGGGGAGGUGCCGCCGGGGCCGCUGCCCGAGGCCGUGCUGGCCCUGUACAACAGCACCCGCGACCGGGUGGCCGGGGAGCGCGCCGAGCCGGAGCCCGAGCCCGAGGCGGACUACUACGCCAAGGAGGUCACCCGCGUGCUGAUGGUGGAGACCAGCAACAAGAUCUACGACCGGUUCAAGCGCAGUUUGCACAGCAUCCACAUGCUGUUCAACACGUCGGAGCUCCGGGAAGCGGUGCCCGAACCCGUACUGCUCUCCCGGGCUGAGCUGCGUCUCCUGAGGCUCAAGCUGCAAGUGGAGCAGCACGUGGAACUGUAUGAGAAAUACAGCAAUGAUUCUUGGCGCUACCUCAGUAACCGGGUGCUGGGCCCCAGCGACGCGCAGGAGUGGCUGUCCUUCGACGUCACGGCUGUGGUGCGCCGCUGGCUCAGCCAGGGAGGGGAAAUCGAGGGCUUCCGCCUCAGUGCUCACUGUUCCUGUGACGACGACAAGGACAAUAAGCUGCACGUGGACAUUAACGGCCUGAGUAGCAGCCGCCGGGGAGACCUGGCCACCAUCCACGGCAUGAAUCGACCCUUCCUUCUCCUCAUGGCCACCCCGCUGGAGCGGGCCCAGCAGAUGCAAUCACGCCGCCGCCGAGCCCUGGACACCAGCUACUGCUUCAGCUCCACGGAGAAGAACUGUUGUGUGCGGCAGCUCUACAUUGACUUCCGAAAGGACCUGGGCUGGAAGUGGAUCCAUGAGCCCAAGGGCUACCAUGCCAACUUCUGCCUGGGGCCCUGUCCCUACAUCUGGAGCCUGGACACACAGUACAGCAAGGUUCUGGCCCUGUACAACCAGCACAACCCUGGCGCGUCGGCCGCGCCGUGCUGCGUGCCGCAGGUUCUGGAGCCGCUGCCCAUCGUGUACUUCGUGGGCCGCAAGGCCAAGGUAGAGCAGCUGUCCAACAUGAUCGUGCGCUCCUGCAAGUGCAGCUGAGGCCCCGCCUCCGGAAGGCCCCGCCCCUGGAGACCACGCCCGAGGCCCCGCCCCGGCAGGCCGGGCCCCGCCCCUACCGCCCCGCCCC